UUUGUUUAUGAUUGUGUUGUGAAAUUUACUGCGAGGUGUUUUGAUGAACGAUUAGGGAUUUUGAAUACUUUUUGGUCGUUUUUGAAGAGGGAUAAUAAUACCUUAAUAAACGGUGGUCCUAAGGAGAAAUUCAAAUGCACUAUUAAAAGUAUAUAAGAAAAGCAAUCUAAAAUUAAAAAAAUGUUUCUGGAACGAAAGUAGCGUAAUGCCCAAAAAUAAAAUGAUAGCGAAAAUAUGCCCAGCGUGCAAAGCUCAGGUCCCAGUUGCUUGCAAGUCUUGUCCAUGCGGUCAUUUUUUCUACAAUGCGAGAAGGAUUGCUCGAGAGUUUGCAAUUGAAGCAGACUAUUUACGAAGAACUGCAAGGGUUCGUCGCGAAAAACCGAAUUAUUACGACGCCCUAGAAUACGACAAGCAUAUCAAAAAACUUAAAAAGCGGCUGAGUGAAUCUCGGAAUGAUGAUGAUGAUGAGGAUGAUGAAGUUGAUAAAAAAGAAGGCAGAAUGAAAAGAAAGAAGGUCAAAAAAGAAGAAGAGGAGGAAGAUGAUAUUGUGACUAGAUUUACACCCGAGAUGCAAAUGCACUGCAACAUGAUUUUAGAUCAUAUUAACAGCAAAAUGCAAGUUGUAAUGUGGAAACCCAAAGACUAGGUUUCUGUUUUAUAUUAUUUAUGAUUUCAAAAUAAAUUGUUUUGUAAUACACUUGGCUCUGACUAUGUAGGAGUGAAGCUUUUAAAUUACCUGAGAAAUAAACCUCAUCUGUUAACGCGAAAAUUGUUUUUUUAAUAAAUGCAAAAUCCAGGAAGUUAAAUGAUGAUGGUUAUGAGCAAGAUGAAGUUGAUAAAAAAAUGCAGAAAAAAGAGGAGGAGCAAGAUGACAUUGAUGAAAUUCACUGAAUAUGAUGUUCAAUCUCAUCAAUAGCAAGCAGCAAAUUGUAAUGUGGAAAUCCAAAAAUUAGGUUUCCAUUUAAUAUGAUAUAUUUUACUUUAAAAUAAAUUGUUUUGUGGUA
Messenger RNA from Cylas formicarius (sweet potato weevil), 1004 nucleotides. Its product is annotated as UPF0547 protein C16orf87 homolog. The record is from RefSeq and is a predicted model, not a curated record. The coding region runs from base 206 to 646 and encodes 146 amino acids. The transcript is spliced from 3 exons. Lineage: Eukaryota; Metazoa; Arthropoda; Insecta; Coleoptera; Brentidae.